Messenger RNA from Anneissia japonica, 453 nucleotides. RefSeq lists its product as uncharacterized. The record is from RefSeq and is a predicted model, not a curated record. The transcript has 2 exons. Gene Ontology annotation, molecular function: nucleic acid binding. Bases 1 to 453 code for a protein of 150 amino acids. NCBI's taxonomy places the organism in Eukaryota, Metazoa, Echinodermata, Crinoidea, Comatulida, Comatulidae. Gene Ontology annotation, biological process: DNA integration.
AUGAAAUCUAUUGAAGCAGAAACAGUUGCGGAGGGGUUGUUAGACAUAUAUUCUAGACUAGGUUUCCCUAAAGGAAUAUUAACAGAUCAGGGUAGCCAAUUCACCGCUAAAGUCACUGGCGAAAUAAAUAGGUUAUUAUCUAUUAAGGCUGGUACCACCAGUCCAUACAAUCCCAAAUGCAAUGGCCUUGUUGAACGAUUCAAUGCUACUUUGAAGGCUAUGUUAAAGGAAUUAUGUGAGGAGAAACCAAAAGACUGGGAUCGGUACUUAAACCCCUUACUAUUUGCGUAUAGAGAGAACCUUAACAGUCCGUAUGCUGCACCUCUUGUCAUUGUAAAGAAACCUGAUGGUUCUGAUAGAUAUUGUGUCGAUUACCGACAGUUAAAUACUAAAACUGUGUUCGAUGCCGAACCAGUUCCAGAUCAGAAUGAAAUCUUUGCUGCUUGUUCAUGA